AUGGUACCACUUCUGAAAGCAGCCAUCUUCUCCUCCCUCUGGGCUUUUGGACUCGGGUAUUUGGAGCAACCUGAAAUCUCAGUUUCCAGAGCCACAGAUGGCAGUGCCCAGGUGCCUUGUAAGGCAUCCAUCAGUAGCUUCCGCAGUGUUGCCAUUCACUGGUACCGACAGAAACCCGGCCAAAGCUUAGAGCAUCUAUUGUAUGUCAUUUAUACUUCUACUCAGCAAUCUUUAGAUGGGAAGGACAGGAAAUUUGAGGCAAGUAAGAAUUUUAGCACUUCCACAACAACUUUGACGAUCAAUUUCUUAAAGAGAGAAGAUGAAGCUACAUACUACUGUUCCUAUGGCUACCACACAGUAACAGGCUGGAUCAAGGUAUUUGGAGAAGGGACUAAACUCAUAGUAACUUCUGAGAAAACCCUUCAAGCAGACAUUUCCCCCAAACCAACUAUUUUUCUUCCUUCGGUUGCGGAAACAAAUCUCUAUAAGGCUGGCACGUAUCUUUGUCUUCUUGAGAAGUUUUUCCCUGAUGUUAUCAAGAUAUAUUGGAAAGAAAAGGAUGACAAUAAAAUUUUGGAAUCCCAGCAAGGAAAUCCAAUGAAGACAGAUGAUACAUACAUGCAGUUUAGCUGGCUAACUGUGAGUGGACAGGCAAUGAUUAAAGAACACAGAUGUAUCGUCAAACAUGAGAAUAACUUAAGAGGGGUUGAUCAAGAGAUUUUGUUUCCUCCAAUAAAGAAAGCUUCCACCACUUCUAAUUCUGUAGCUUGUGUGAAAGAUGAAAAUGAUGUGUUUCAGCAGCAGCUCACAAACACCUGUGCCUGCUACACCUACCUCCUCCUGCUCAUCAAGAGUACCAUCCACUUGGCCAUUGUCGCCGUCCGUCUGGUUAGAAGAACAGCUGUCUGUGAUGAUGGGAAGACAUCAUGAGGGAUCAGCAGUCAUGGUCCCAUGGUCUGUGCUAAGGAUGUAGCUGAGCUUGCUGCCUCCUAAGGUGGCAUGCUCAUCACUCAGUCAUUAUUGCAUGAGUUUUCAAGUCAGUAGAUAAACCAGGCAACUUCACUCUGCCACAAGGAGUACCCCACGUGGCACCUGGCUCCAUAGCUACCAGCAGCCUCUCCAGUAUCCCAAAACACCUCAAGUCCUCCUGGGCUUAGCUUGCAGCUUCUAGAGCUGGCUUUUGCUGCCCU
Dipodomys ordii (Ord's kangaroo rat) is the source of this 1190-nucleotide messenger RNA. Its product is annotated as T-cell receptor gamma chain C region C10.5. Lineage: Eukaryota; Metazoa; Chordata; Mammalia; Rodentia; Heteromyidae. The transcript is spliced from 6 exons. The record is from RefSeq and is a predicted model, not a curated record. Bases 1 to 930 code for a protein of 309 amino acids.